AUGGCCACACAGUCGAUGCUUCUCGAUCUCGUCGCCAUCGGUAUUCUCCUCUACGGCCUGACACUACUUCUUCAGAAGCGCAAGAGCUCCAUACCACUUCCACCAGGACCUAAGCCGCUCCCACUUGUUGGCAAUAUCCGCGACCUCCCUCCCAGCGGUGUCAGAGAAUGGGAGCACUGGACGAAGCACAAGGACCUGUACGAACAAGGUCCCAUUAGCUCCAUCUCCGUCCUCGGCACCACAAUCAUCAUCCUCAACUCCGCCGAUGCCGCCUUCGAGCAUCCCUUCACCCAGCUCCUAGAAAAGCGCAGCCACCACCACUCCCGCCCCCGCAUGGUCUUCGGCGGUGAAAUGUGCGGCUGGGACCACCUGCUCGUCAGCCAAACGGACCCCAACGAAGUGCGCGAGCUGCGGAAGCGGAUCCAUCAGGUGAUUGGGACGCGCUCGGCGUUGGGGAAGUUUGAGGAAUUGAUGGAGGUGGAGGUGGAGAGGUUUUUGUUGCGGACGAUGAGGAGGCCGGAGGAGGUGGUGGGGAAUGUUAAGACGGAGACCGGGGCGAUUAUUUUGAAAGUGGCGUAUGGGUAUACGAUAGAGCCGGAGAAGAGGGAUCCUUUGAUCGAUAUUGCUGAUCGGGCACUGGCGCAGUUCUCGGCGGCGACUGUGCCGGGGGCUUGGAUGGUGGAUGUGAUACCAGCUUUGCGCUAUUUGCCUGAUUGGGUGCCUGGAACAGCCUUCAAGCAGACGGCCAGAGAAUGGAAGGCCACCUUUAUGGACCUGGCGGAGAGGCCUCUGAGCUUAGUGAAGCGGCAGAUGGCCGAGAACAGCCACGGAGGCUCAUACGUUUCCAACUUGUAUGGUAAAGCCGGCGACACUGUGACGGCCGAGGAAGAGGAGAGGAUCAAGUGGAGUGCUGCGGCGCUGUACACUGGUGGUGCAGAUACGUCUGUGAGCACCAUGUCGCUCUUCUUCCUGGCCAUGGUCGUGAAUCCAGAAGUCCAAGUGAAGGCCAGAGAGGAGAUCGAUCGAGUUGUUGGAAGCCACAAGCUGCCCACUUUCGCAGACCGACCGAGAUUGCCCUACAUUGACGCCGUAGUAAAGGAAUGUCUUCGAUGGCAUCCGAUCGCGCCAAUGGGAGUGCCGCAUGUGACGACACAGGAUGAUGUUUACCAAGACUACUUGAUACCGAAGGGAGGGUUGCUGAUCCCGAAUAUCUGGUACGGACGCCAAUUUUCGAAGCUGUUUACCCACGAUGCGCAGGUCUACGAAGACCCAAUGACUUUCAAUCCGGAGCGCUUCCUGUCAUCCCCACCGCCGCCAGACCCUCAAGACUUCGUAUUUGGCUUCGGCCGCCGCAUCUGUCCCGGCAAGCUUCUCGCUGAGACGUCUGUCUGGUUGACCGUAGCAAAAUCGUUAGCUGUGUUUGAAAUCAGCAAAGGAGUGGAGAAUGGAGUCGAGGUUGAGCCGGACAUACGCUUCACACCUGGCAUUAUCAGUCAUCCCAUGCCUUUCAAGGCUAGUAUUAAGCCGCGCAGCAAGCAGCACGAGGACCUGAUUCUGAAGGUGGAGGCCGAACAUCCAUGGGAAGAAAGUGAUGCCGAGAAGUUGCAGAGCUUGUGA
Saxophila tyrrhenica is the source of this 1617-nucleotide messenger RNA. RefSeq lists its product as uncharacterized. The record is from RefSeq and is a predicted model, not a curated record. NCBI's taxonomy places the organism in Eukaryota, Fungi, Ascomycota, Dothideomycetes, Mycosphaerellales, Extremaceae. Bases 1 to 1617 code for a protein of 538 amino acids. The transcript is spliced from 9 exons. Gene Ontology annotation, molecular function: monooxygenase activity; iron ion binding; heme binding.